Molecule: messenger RNA, 3411 nt
Organism: Miscanthus lutarioriparius
Lineage: Eukaryota; Viridiplantae; Streptophyta; Magnoliopsida; Poales; Poaceae
Source: the annotation of a GenBank genome assembly
AUGGCGGCGGCCGCUGCUCAGCUGCUGGGCGAGGACGGGCGUGGCUACGAGCUCGCGCGGCGGCUGGAGGCGUGCGGCGCGUGGCGCGAGUGGCUGGGCGACGAUUCCGCGCACGCCGCGCUCGCGCAGCACCUCACGUCCCCAGCAACCUGGGACGCCUUCCUCUACCCCGCGGCCUCCCCAUCGCCGCCCCCGCGCCCGCUCCUCCUCCUCCAGCUCCGCGUCCGCGCGCUCCUCUUCGACAAGGCAUCGGCCGCGCUCCUCCUGCCCCCCCGCGGCGGGGCCCCAGUCAGCCUCCAUUCCAUCAACGUUAACUGUGAGUGCAGCCAGCAAGCUCGGCCUGCUGCUUCCGCCAUUCCACUGCUGGGGUUAGGGAUCUGUUGCUCUGCAAUCCCAGUGGGCUUGAAUUUUGCAGUCAGUUUCAAUGCAGGAGUUCAGGGUUUUGGUGAUUCGGGCUCCGGCGAAAUUCCUGCAAUGCUCAGGCUUAGAGAUAUGGCCGGGGAAGCAAGCUGGUGGGGCGGUGAUCUGCGACUUCAUGGAGAUGAUAUUUAUUUCUCUUUGGAAGAUGAGCAGGAAGAUAACGCUCAACAUCAAGUGUAUUCUAGAACAACGUUCAGUCCAAGCAGGGACGGUUCCAUGUUGUCUCAAAGGCAUAAUCGGUAUGAAGAAUUGCCUCACACAUGGUACAAGCCAUAUGCCGACAAAUUCAGGACAUGGCACAGCAAGGUUCGCUCUGGUGACAAAGAAAUACCAAAGAGAACACCAGAGGGAAUGUCUGACUAUCUUAAGAUUUGCAGUAUACAUAAAAGGAAGAGGGCUGUGUUUAUGGAUGAUCCCAGCAUAUCUCCUCCCAUGUUGGAAAAUGGCCCUUCCCUGCACUCAAAGAAUGCUGGGGAAUUCAGCAAUUCAACAGAUGAAUUAAUUCCAGAAAUUAGAUUUCCAUCUGACUGUGUUCCAGAAAGCGCAAUUCCUAAAACAAGUGGGAUAUCUAGGGCCAACAAAAUAGAAGUUCAUGGGGUUCUUGAUAAUUUACCAGCACCAGUUAACCGCAACACUGCAAUGCUUGAAAGGUUUGGCAUGGUGCCUGAAUAUUACAAGACAGGAAACAAAUAUAGAGGAAAAGAUGGAUCUAGAGUAGAAGGGAAAUCUUUAAGCCAAGAGCAAGCAUUGCUCAUGACCAAAAAGUUGGUUGCUCGCUACUUAGCAAAUUCAGGUUUUGCAAGUGGAACUGCAGUCUCUAUUGAUGUUCUUUCAGAAAUAAUAAUUAAGCAUAUAUGUAAACUGGGACGCAACUUGAAGCUUCUAACUGACAGCUACAGGAAGCAAUUUUCAUCAAUUGAACUCCUUAAAAUGUUCCUACAAACUGUUGGGUACAGUAACAUUGGACCCUUGAUGGAGAUCACAAAGAUGGGGAACAGAGUGGCCAACUACCCCAUUCAUCAAGAUGCACAAGUUCUUCAGACACAAAAUGCAAAUUCCCUUCAUGCACAGCAGCUUCCAAGGCAGCUUCCUCCGCAAAUGCUUCAGAAUUUGACACCGCAGCAACAGCAGCAGCUUCAGAAUUUGACACCACAACAGCAGCAGUGGCUUAGGCGCAGCCAGUUGUGCAGCCCUCGUGGUCCUCUUACGAUGGCAGACAAGAACCAGCCUAUGGUAAAUGUGAAGGUAGAGAACACUAUGGAUUCUCAAACGGAUGGUCCGUAUGGAUCUUUUACUAGACAACAGCAAUUUAAUAUGAGGCAGCAGCAGCAGCAACUAUUGCAUCAGCAGCAGCAGCAACUUCAACAGCAGCAGCUCCAGCAGCUCCAGCAGCAGCAGCACCAACAACAGCUUAAUCAGCAGCAACUGCAACAACAGCAGCAGCAUCUCACUCAGCAGCAGCAACUACAACAGCUUAAUCAACAGCAGCAUCUACAUCAGCAGCAGCACCUUCAACAGCAGCAGCAACUUAACCAGCAACAACUUCAGCAGCAACAGCAGCAGAUGACCAUGUCAGGAAAUCAGAAUGCACAACUAGCACAGCAGUUCAAACAGGUCCCAUCAAUGAGUGCUUAUGGCAUGCGAAUGCCGCCUGUGAAAGUAGAAGCUUUCCAUGAAUUGGUCAUGGAUGUGUCGGACUCACUGGCUGUGAGGUUCCGUUUUGGUGGAGAGUUUUUCAAAGAUGGCAAGAUACUGCAUUACUUUAGGGGGAAUGCUGCAAUGUCUUAUAUUGAUCGAGACAAGAUUUCUCUGCCAGAGGUUGUGGGACGCUUGCGUGAUCAUUACAAUGUACAUGAUGGAGUUUUAUUGCAUUGGUUAUUUCCUGGUAAAGAGCUACAUGAUGGUUUGCGUGUACUGGUGGAUGACAAAGUUUGCCGGUUCAUGUCUGACUCCAUUAUGGACAACGGAGUUGCAAAUAUAUAUGUUGAAGAGCCAUCUGUUAUUUCAGUGUCUAACGAUAAGGAGAAGGGUACAUACAAGAAGAAAGGCAAAGCAAUUCAGGAAGAAGAUUCAAGCUCAGGCUAUGACAGUGAUUUCAUAGGAGAUACAUGCUCAUCUGGAGAUGAUGAAGAAGCCACUGAGAUUCUAAAGAAAUUCAAAGAAUUGAAGAAGUUGAAGAAAGGAGAACAUGCUACACUAGAUGAUAUCAUUCUUGCAGAGAACAGAUCACAGCUAACAGAAUAUUUAGCCAUUAAAGGGGAAGAAGAUGGAACAACAUAUGAGGAAAGUGAUGAUGAAGAGUCAGUUGAAGAGGUUGGGAUGAAGUUCAGUGGCAAGAAGGAGUUCAAGGAAGCUAUCAUAAAAUAUUGUCUAGCUAACAGAAAGUUAAUAAGGUUCAUAAAAGAUGAACCAACAAGGGUAAGGGCUAAAUGCGACUGGCAGCAUUGUCCUUGGGUUUGUUUGUGUUCUAAGAAUUCAAGAACAGACAGCUGGCAGAUUGCUACAUUCAUUGAUCAGCAUACUUGUUCUCCUAGAAUGGACAACAAGCAUGUCACUACCAGGAGGAUAGCUGAGAAGUACGAGAAGUUUAUCAUGGCAAACCCAACAUGGAAUAUCACGAAGAUGAAGAGUACUAUCCAAGAAGAAAUGUUUGCAGAUGUAAGCAUAUCCAAAGUGAAGAAAGCAAAAGCUAUGGUGAUUCAGAAGGCCUUUGCUGCGACAAAGGGACAAUAUGAAAGGCUUUAUGACUAUCAACUGGAAUUAUUAAGGAGCAAUCCUAGGAGCACGGUUGUAAUUAACAAGGAGGAUGAUGUGGAGCCACCAUUUUUUAGAAGGAUGUACAUAUGCCUUAAUGCUUGCAAGGAGGGAUUCAUGGUAGGGUGUAGGAAAGUUGUUGGAUUAGAUGGUUGUUUUUUUAAAGGAGCACUGAGUGGGGAACUUCUUUGUGCUAUUGGAAGAGAUGCAAAUAAUCAGAUGUAUCCCAUUGCCUGA